Molecule: messenger RNA, 1924 nt
Organism: Abrus precatorius (Indian licorice)
Lineage: Eukaryota; Viridiplantae; Streptophyta; Magnoliopsida; Fabales; Fabaceae
Product: probable mitochondrial adenine nucleotide transporter BTL3
Exons: 4
Coding region: 208-1455 (415 amino acids)
Biological process (GO): transmembrane transport
Source: RefSeq, a predicted model, not a curated record
CCCAACCGAAAGAGCAAAGGGUUGAGGAAGGAGGAGAUAAAGGGAUAACGUUAAAAUUUCUUUCCUUGUGCAGGUGGAAUUCACUCUCUUAUUACUGCCACCGCCACCAAGAGGCAACCUCGGAAUCUAGCAUUAAAUUUCGAUUCUCAAUAAUAAAUAAAAUAAAUAAAUAAUGUAAGAAAGUGUAAAUAUCCUUUUACUCUGAAAAUGGCAAUGCCGGGAAGGGACCUCUGCCAUAAACAAGAUUCACAUUCUCCUCUCAUUUUCUUCAAUCCCACUUCGGAUUUCGGUUCCUUCUCUGGAGGGUUGUUUCUCGACCCCAAAAUCCCCGAUUCCUUUGUUCGCCUCAUUUCGUUGCAGAUUCCUCCCACUGCUUUUUCCGAUUCAAAUCUUCACCGCCGACGGAGGAGGGUUUUGCCGGGGUGUUUCUUAUCGGUGAGUUUGCCGAGUGCUAAACUCGUUGCCGAACCCAAGGCGCACGUGCUGCAAAAUGGUGACCACGUGUCGGACUCGGACGGCCUUGUUCAGCAGAGAAAGGUUAGGGUACGAGGAGGCAAUGCCCUUAACACCACUAAGCACCUCUGGGCUGGUGCUAUAGCUGCUAUGGUUUCUAGAACUUGUGUUGCUCCACUUGAAAGACUUAAGUUGGAGUACAUAGUUCGUGGUGAGAAGAAGAAUAUAUUUGAGCUUAUUAGAAGGAUUGCCGCUUCUCAAGGUUUGAGAGGGUUUUGGAAAGGGAACCUUGUGAAUAUCCUGCGAACGGCUCCAUUCAAAGCGGUUAAUUUUUGUGCUUAUGAUACCUAUAGAAAGCAAUUGCUCAGAUUUUCUGGGAAUGAGGAAACUACAAAUUUUGAGAGGUUUAUUGCUGGUGCUGCUGCUGGGAUUACUGCUACCAUUAUUUGCUUGCCACUUGACACUAUCCGGACCAAGCUGGUGGCACCAGGUGGAGAAGCUUUGGGCGGGGUAAUUGGUGCCUUUCAAUACAUGAUUCGAACUGAAGGAUUCUUUUCUCUUUACAAGGGUUUAGUACCAUCAAUUAUUAGUAUGGCUCCUUCCGGUGCAGUUUUUUAUGGUGUAUAUGAUAUCUUGAAAUCAGCUUAUCUGCAUUCACCGGAAGGAAUGAAGAGAAUUCAGAAUAUGCAUAAACAGGGGCAGGAACUGAGUGCCUUUGAUCAGCUUGAAUUGGGGCCAGUAAGGACAUUGUUAAACGGGGCUAUUGCUGGUGCAUGUGCAGAAGCUGCUACAUACCCCUUUGAAGUGGUUAGGAGGCAGCUUCAAUUGCAAGUCCAGUCUACUAAAUUAAGUUCUUUAGCAACUUUUGUCAAAAUAGUUGAACAUGGAGGCAUUCCAGCUCUGUAUGCAGGACUUAUUCCCAGCUUACUACAGGUACUUCCUUCAGCUUCAAUAAGUUACUUUGUCUACGAGUUCAUGAAGAUUGUUCUCAAAGUGGAGUAGGCAAUGAAUAGAUUCUCAGGUAUAUACUGAUAAAAAGCUGUAGCCUCAUUUAUAGGCGAGCAGCUAAAAUAGUUGCUGAACGGUGACAUUCAACUUAAAUUGGCAAUCAUAUUUGAUUUCUGCCUUUGAGGGUGAAAGCACAAUUUCAGGUCUGCAAUUCCGUACAACUAAUCCCUCUAUCCUUGUCACUUGUAUCACCAAUAGAAAAUUUUUGGAAUGACUUUACAGUCAAUAUACCCAGGCUUCAAAUGUGCAAACAUGCCAGAUCUUGAUUACUAUUCUUAUUAGGUUUACACAGUUUUGUUAACUUUUUUCCCCAUCUGUCACUUAGUCUUAACUAUUACCAUGGGGUGUACAAUCAGAAGUCCAUUUACUUUAGGUUGUAACAUGUAACGUAGCAUAUCCAUUAUUCUUGGGCAUUGCUUGCAUUGCACCUUACGAUCAUCUGCUUGUGAGCACACGUGAUUUU